Ailuropoda melanoleuca (giant panda) is the source of this 6645-nucleotide messenger RNA. RefSeq names its product mediator of DNA damage checkpoint 1 (gene MDC1). Bases 408 to 6056 code for a protein of 1882 amino acids. Gene Ontology annotation, cellular component: nucleus. The transcript is spliced from 15 exons. The record is from RefSeq and is a predicted model, not a curated record. NCBI's taxonomy places the organism in Eukaryota, Metazoa, Chordata, Mammalia, Carnivora, Ursidae. Gene Ontology annotation, molecular function: protein binding.
CACAUAAUCGAAUUGUUACUAUUCUCUUCUCGUCUUAGUAUGAGAUAAUGAAAUAAGAUGAUUUUAUCAACCUUCCUCCACCUCUUGAAAGACCUCAGUCAACCUUUAAGAGAGUUAACAACAGUUCUUCCUCUUCGCCUACGGAUCUUUAGGAAAAUGACCUCCAACUGUCCAUCAGGGAUGUAAGGACAGGACUUCUACUAAAAAAGCCAAAUCUAAAGGAAAUGAAGUUCCACCGCGACGAGGAGUCCUCAAAAGCCACGCCUACGGGCAAUUCUCCAAACUGCAGCCUCCGGCCACGACUACAACCCGCUCCUUAUUUUCAUUUCUCAUGAGUCAGCGGACUCCAUGUCUGGGAGGACCGAGGGGGGGCUCUCUAGCUGCAGUAGACGCAUCCGACGACGGCUAUGGUCAUGGAGGACACCCAGGCUGUUAACUGGGAGGUUGAAGAAGAGGAGGAGACAAAGAGACCCAAUGAAUCCUUGGGGUGUAGCUUGGAGCCUGUAGGGCGAUUGCAUAUCUUCAGUAGUGCCCAUGGACCAGAAAAAGAUUUCCCCCUAUAUCUCGGGAAGAAUAUGGUGGGCCGAAUGCCUGAUUGCUCUGUGACCCUGCCCUUUUCAUCCAUCUCCAAACAACAUGCAGUGAUUGAAAUCGCAGCUUGGGACAAGGCACCUGUCCUCCAAGAUUGUGGCAGCCUCAAUGGUACUCAAGUCCUAAGGCCUCCUAAGGUCCUAAGUCCAGGGGUGAGUCAUCGGCUAAGGGACCAGGAGUUGAUUCUCUUUGCUGACUUGCCCUGCCAGUACCAUCGCCUGAAUGUCCCUCUGCCCUUUGUUUCCCGGGGCUUUCUAACUGUAGAAGAGACACCCAGGGUACAGGGAGGAACUCAACCACAGAGGCUCCUGUUGGCUGAGGACUCGGAGGAGGAAGUAGAUUCUCCUUCUGAAAGGUGUGUGAUGAAAGAACCAAGGACCUCCCCUUUGGCAGCAGUAGUUCCAGAGAGUGAUGAAGAGGGGCCUUCUCCUGCCCCAGACGGUCGUGGGCUACCAUUUGCCUUCAACCUGGACAGUGACACAGAUGAGGAAGAAAGUCAGCAUCCAGCAGCAGGAGAGGCCUCCUUGGCUGCCAGAACAGGCUCCACUGCAGAGACAGAACAGCCUAAAGUUCUGGCAACUGAAAUCCAGCUUGAAAAGGACCAGUGUUCAGUGAAGGAGAGGAACAAUGACACAAAAGUUGAGAAGGAUGCAAGGAAUGAAGUGGCCCCACUUGGGGCCACUCUGGAGAGAAAUCAAACUGCUGGGGAGGACAGUGACACAGAUAUGGACGAGAGCAGGCCUGCUGAGGUCCAUUUGGAAAGGUCCCAGCCUUCUGGCGUCAUAGACAGUGAUACCGAUGUGGAAGAAGAAGGGAUCCCUGCAACCCCAGCUGUAGUUCCUAUGAAGAGGAGGCAGAUCUUUCAUGGAGUUAGUACAGAGAGUCCUCAGGCACCUGCUUUGGUACAUCUACAGGAGAGCCCACCUGGUAGUGAUAUGGAUGUGGAGCAAAGUGAGCUCCAACUGGCAGUCCCUCCAGAGAGAAACCAAGCCUCUGUCGUUAUUGACAGCAAUACAGAUGAUGAGGAAGAAGUCUUAGCAGCGCUCACUUUGGCGCGUCUGAAAGAGAGCCGAGCCGAUACAUGGAGCAGAGAUACAGACGUGGAAGAGGACAGGGCCCAACCUGUGGCCCUUCUGGAGCAAAGCCGCACCUCUGCUGGGAGAGACAGCGACACAGACGUGGAGGAGGAAAGGAUCCCAAUGGAAAAGAGAGGAACUGUCCCCAAGUGUCCUACGGAUAAGGCACAUUCAGAAAAGAGGCAGUCUCCUCUCCGAGACAGUGAACUAGGGGUGGACAAAAAUAAGAGCUCCCUUGGGGUCCACCUGGAGAGGAGCCAAGCCUCUGCCACAGUGGACAACAACACACAAGUGGAGGAGAAGGCCCUGACAGGGCCAGCUGUUACACUUGUGGGGAAGCGUCAGGUGCCUGCGGUACGGACAAGUCAGACAGAUGCGGAAGUAGAAGGGGGCCCAGCAAAGCCGCCUGUGAUGCAUCCAGAGGAAGCCCCCCGUCCUCCGCUUGGGGACCGCGGGACAGAUGCAGAAGAGGGCACAUCCUUAGCAGCCUCGGCGGUGGCAGAUACAGGAAAGUGCCAGUUUCUGGCAAAAAGGGAUGCUGGGACAGAAUGGGCUGCAGCUGUUCUUGAGCGGGAGAGAGCUCUUGAGGCAAGGGCCCAGGAUUCUGAAGACCUGGACCUACAGGCUACCCAGUGCUUUGUGGAGAGAGAGAAUCAGAGCCCAGAAGCGGUCCAGAGCAUGGAGGAUGAAGCCACCCAGGCCUUCCUGGUUACUUUACCCCAAGAGCCUGGCCCUUCCUGUUGCAGUUUCCAGGCCCCAGGUGCCCUGGAUGAGCCGUGGGAAGUCUUGGCAACACAGCCAUUCUGUCCGACAGAGUCUGAGGCCUCUGAGCCCCAGCCCGUUGCCGCCCUCCUUGAUGCCCAUGGAUCUUGCCCCUCUACACCUCGGACAACACCACAAGCCCAACGUCCAGAGAGCCCAAUUCAUGAAGAGCCACUGGGGAUUCAAGGCAGAGGGAUGCAGACUGUGCAGAAAGACAUGGGUACACCAAGGGAAGCAGUAGGGGGGGUGGCCCCUGAGAGAGGACCAUUGAACAGGGAAACCAAGAGCCUGCCAGCAGGAGAGAGAGGAGAUGUGAUAGAAGAAGAAGCUUUAACCAGAGGGAUACAGGUGUUAGCUGGAGAUAAUCAGGGACAAGAGUCGGACCAAAAGGUGAAAAGUGCAAGUAUUAAAAGGAAGAUGGAGAGUUUAAACAUAGAAAUUGAGAUACCCAGCGAAGUACAAGAGGAAGGGAUAGGAAGAGAAACAUUUGAGAGAGAAGCAGAGAAACUAGUACUAGAGAGAGGGGGUGAGCCAAGCGGAUUAGGCAUCGAGGUGCCAGAAGUAAAGGUGGAGAGAAGCCCACAGAGAGGGGAAACAGGGAAAGGAAGCCAGGACCAGGAAGGGCAGGCUUCCAGUUUAACAACGGAGCCUACAGCAGGGACAGGGGACCAUCAGACCCUUGCUUCAGCCCCAGGAGCUUCUGGGAGCCAGUCAGGUGGAGCCCCGAUGAGCCCCAGGAGGCAGCAGAGAGGUCACAUGACUUGCAAGAUGCCACCUUCUGACAAGGCCUCUGUGGGUGAUCAGGAAUCCGCAGAUGCUUGUCUGCCUCCUGCAGUGCCUGAAGCCUCAACCCCACACCAGAACCCCCUUCUCUCUCAGAGUCGAAAACAUCCUGUGCCCCAGUCCUUCCUUUCUCCUUCUCUAUCUUCUUUAGAGCCCAUUCCCAGGACCACACAAAAUGGGAAUCAGGAAGUUCCAGAGACUCCCUUGUCCUCAGAGAUGGAGCCUUUCCACCCAAAAUCCAAAGUCAGGCUCCGAGGGUCUUCCAGGAAGACGCCCUCCACAAUUUCUUCUUUAGCCCUUGAACCUCACUCUACCAUCCCCACAGACCAGCCCCUCAGUCCCAAGCUCACAUCUCGGGUCACUCGGGGCAGGACACAUAGGUCCUCUGUCAAGACCCCUGAACCAGUUGUCCCCACAGCCCCUGAGCUCCAGAUUUCCACCUCCAAAGACCAGCCUAUCACCUCUGAGUCCACAUUGCAGGUCACUCGGGGUAGGACACAUAGGUUCUCUGUCAAGACCCCUGAACUGGUUGUUCCUAUGGUCCCUGAAGUCCAGCCUUCCACCUCCAAAGAGCAGCCUGUCACUGCUGAGCUCGUAUCUCAGGGCAGGACCCGUAAAUCUGUCAAGAUCCCUGAACCAGUUGUCUCCCCAGCCACUCGGGGCAGGGCACAUAGGUCCUCUGUCAAGAGUCCCAAACCAGUUAUCCCCACAGCCGCUGAGCUCCAGCCUUCCACCUCCAAAGACCAGUGUGUCACCCCUGAGCCCACAUCUCAGGUCGCUUGGGGCAGGACACGUAGGUCCUCUGUCAAGACUCCUGAACCAACUGUCCCCACAGCCCCUGAACUCCAGCCUUCCACCUCCAAACACCAGUCUGUCACCCCUGAGCCCACAUCUCAGGUCGUUUGGGGCAGGACACGUAGGUCCUCUGUCAAGACUCCUGAACCAACUGUCUCCACAGCCCCUGAACUCCAGCCUUCCACCUCCAAAGACCAGUCUGUAAUCACUGAACCCACAUCUGGGGCCACUCAUAGCAGGACACAUAGGCCUUCUGUCAAGACUCCUGAGCCAAUUAUCCCAACAGCUCCUGAAGUCCAGCCUUCUGUCCCCACAGACCAGCCUGUCAUCCCCAAACCCACAUGUCAGGGCAGGACACCCAGGUCUGCUAAGACCCCUGAUCCAAUUGUCCCCACAGCCCUUGACCUCCAGCCUACCACCCCUGGAGGCCAGCCUGUCACCCCCAAACGUACAUCUCGGGGCAGGACACCUAGGUCUUCUAGCAAGACCCCCAAAUCAGUUGUCACCAUGGUCCCUGAGCUCCAGGCUUCCACCCCCACAGACCAGCCUGUCACCCCCAAACUCACAUCUCAGGCCACUCGGGGCAGGACACAAAGGUCCUCUAUCAAGACCUCUGAACCAGUUGCCCCCACAGCCCCUGAACAGCCUUCCAUCUCUACAGAUCAGCCUGUCACUCCCGAACCCACAUCUCGGGCCACUCGGAGCAGGACACAUAGGUCCUUUGUCAAGAUCCCCCAGCCAACUGAGCCCACAGCCCCUGACCUUGAAUCUCUCACCCCCACAGAUGGGCUGGUCACCCCCAAGGCUCAGGGUAGUCAGGGUAAGACACUAAGGUCUUCUACAGUAAGUGCUCUGCCAGUUCUUACCAACCCUGAAUUCCAGUCUCCUGUCCCCACAGACCAGCCUAUUCCCCCUGAGCCCAUCCCUCAAGCCACUUGCCCCAGGAGGCUGAGGGCCACUAGGAAGCAUGGAUCCCUCACAGCUCCCAUUGUCUGUGAGCCCUACUCUGCACUCCCUGAACCUAAAUCUCGGUCCUCAAGGAACCAAAGACAAGGAGCAGUGAGAGCAGUUGAGUCCCUCGGGACCGUUCCCAAGCCUGCCUUUUCCCAGCUUCCUGAGGCCCCCACUCAGGCUACCCAGAUCCAAAAUGUAGAGGCAACAGGCGGAUCUGAGCUCACCCAAGUGCCCCUGCCUAAGGCCGCUCAGAGUCGCAAGAGGCCUUUGGCUACCGUGGAUAAACCCCCACUUCAAAAACGGCUCCAAAGAGGAGAAGUCACCCAGAAGACAGUGUUCCUCAAAGAAGAGAAAGAAGAUCCAAUGGAGAGGCCAAGGAAGGAGGAGGAUGUAGUGGUUCCAGGACCAGGCAAGAGAAAGAGAGACCAAGCAAAGGAGGAGCCCAAGGGAAUCCCAAGCCGCAACCUUCGACGGACCAAACCUAACCAAGAGUCCACGGCCCCCAAAGUACUCUUCACAGGAGUGGUGGAUGCCCGUGGAGAGCGGGCAGUGCUGGCCCUGGGGGGAAGUCUGGCUAGCUCCGUGGCAGAGGCUUCCCACCUGGUAACUGAUCGAGUCCGACGCACGGUCAAGUUCCUCUGUGCCCUGGGGCGGGGGAUCCCCAUCCUCUCCUUGGACUGGCUGCACCAGUCCCGCAAGGCUGGUUGCUUCUUGCCCCCGGAUGAAUAUGUGGUGACUGAUCCUGAGCAGGAGAAGAACUUUGGCUUCAGCCUUCGAGAUGCCCUGAGCCGGGCUCAGGAGCGAAGGUUGCUGGAGGGCUAUGAAAUCCACGUGACCCCAGGAGUCCAGCCGCCACCACCUCAGAUGGGAGAGAUCAUCAGCUGCUGUGGAGGCACUGUACUACCCAGCAUGCCCCGGUCCUAUAAGCCUCAGAGAGUUGUGAUUACAUGCCCCCAGGACUUCCCUCGAUGCUCCAUUCCAUCUCGGGUUGGGCUGCCCAUCCUCUCACCUGAGUUCCUGCUGACAGGAGUGCUGAAGCAGGAAGCCAAGCCAGAGGCCUUCAUCCUGUCCACUUUGGAAAUGUCAUCCUCCUGAAAAUGUCACCACAGUACUCUUUUCACUCCCAUACCAGUAAAUAAAGUGGUAGAAAAGAUUUGGAAGAAAGAACCUAGGGCUUUAGAAAGGAUUGGGUUAUAGUGACCUGAUUUGUCUUGGAACAUGGGUGGGGCUGAAAAGGCUUAUGGGUAAACAAAAAGAUAGGGAGAUUUGGAGUCACAGAUUUCUUAAACGGACACUUAGAGUUGGGUAAUCCCAUACUCAGAUAUCCUAAGUGGCUACCCUUAGCAGGACUGAGGUACUUACUGCUUUGUGGCACACACAGUGUCCUGCCUGCUGUUUGGAAGCCAUUUCUCUUCCUCUUUUACUGGGAUUCUUACUCAUCCUCUGAAAGAUAGUGGAAACAAUUUUAGUGUCAAGAACUUGAAGGGAUGCUUGGAGUGGGUAAUUCGAGGUUGGAGUUAUGGAAUGCUCUCAAGUAUUUUCCUUCUCACUACAUCUUGUUAGAAGCGUUCUUUAGGUUUGACUUUGAGCAAAUCUCUACACUUUUCUGGCCUGCUCUCCCAGUAUUUAUAAAGUUAGAGCUUAGGUUUAAACUCUGAUAAAUAAAUAUUCACUCUGUGCCUUA